CACACACACACACACACACACACACACACACACAUGCAAAAUGCAAAUACAUGUUCUCUCUCUCACGCUGAGUGUGUAAGUGUGUCUCAGAUCGAUGCUCUUAGUUCCUCCUUUAGAUGCUGGAGGCUUGCUGGCGGAUUAGCUCUCUCUCACACACACACACACACACACACACACUCUGGAUGCAGGCAUGAGUGCCGGGGACGUGGUGUGUACCGGAUGGCUGGUUAAAUCCCCACCGGAGAAGAAGCUCAAGAGAUACGUGUGGAGGAAACGCUGGUUCGUUCUCCGGCGUGGACGGAUGAGUGGAGACCCCGACGUCCUGGAGUACUUUCGCAGAAAGACUUCUCGGAAGCCCAUCCGCUCCAUCGACCUGCAGGAAUGCGAGGUGGCGGCCGAGACGGACUCGGGGCCCGAGCUGGAAUGGGGGGCGUGGCCUGUCAAGCGGCACCUGGCCAAUCAGCACCUGUUCUUGGUGAAGACGUCCACGCGUGUGUUUUACCUGCUCGCCAAGACGGCCGAGGAGAUGAACUGCUGGGUGAAGAAUAUUGGUCAGAUCUGCACCUUCAGCACCUUCAACCAGAGUACAGGAUCUGAGGACAGUCUCGCCCACACUCCUUCCUCCCAUCAGCCCUCUCCUGCGCUCGCCCCUCACGCUCCCUUCUCAGCCAAUCAGGACGCGGUUACCGACAGCGACUCGGCCGUCAGAGACGAGCCCGGCGAAUCAGAAGCCAGCAUUCCACUCGACUACCUCUUUUUGUCCCAGUGUGAAACUGGCAGCAAAAGCAUGAGCAGGUGUGGCAGCAUGUCCAACUCGGAGCGUUCGUUUGAGCAGAGCUCGCUGGAUAACGUCACCGAUGACGUCUUCACCCCUCCAGCAGGUACAGACUCCACCCCCUCGCCCCUCAGCGCCCUCUACGGUACCCGGCCCCUCCUGUCGUGCCCCGCCCGCGGCACGGACGAGGUGUUCCUGUUCGAUGGCCCCCUCUGCGGCGCACCGCCUCCGCUCCCCCCGAAACCGACCCACAUGUCCGAGGACGCCGGGAGCAACCAGGGGCAUCCGCACCUCCUUCCACGCAGGACGUCACUGUCAGGGGCCGAACAUUUCAGGAGAGGCGACUUUGAGUUCAGUGGGAGAAAAAAUUGGAACAAAAGACUCAGUUUGAACCUGUCAACACCAACGUUUAUGACCUACACUCAACCCGAGAGCCAAUCAGACGACUUCUCGUACGUACCCAUGGCAUCUCCGCCAGUCAGCAGCUCCGAUCCUGAAGCGGACGGCUACAUACCCAUGAGUCCUUCCACACUUCCGGUCUCGCUGUUGACCAACGGGAAAGCCGACUCGCCCCUUCCUCCCGUCCCAGAGAUGGAACCCCCGCCGGUCAACCGCAGCCUGAAGCCGAGAAGACGGGUGAAGCCACCGCCCCUGGAUUUGUCAACAAUCAGCGAGUGCCCCACCCACCUCCCUCUGAUUCGCACCAUGACUGAACCGGGCCCCUCGCCUCUUUGUGUUCCGUGGGACAGGGGGCGAAGCCUAAACGGGGCAGAACAAGAAGGAAACCUCACACCUACGACCUCGUUCUCGGGAUGUGACUCCGCCCCCUGGUUCAGACAAUCUCACCUGGAUUACCUGUCACUGGACUUUAACUCCUCCUCCCCCUCGCCUGUACAGAAGAAGCCUCUGUUAGACGAGCAGCGCGUGGACUACGUGCAGGUGGACGAGAAGAAGACCCAGGCUCUGCAGAACACCAGGACCGAGUGGACGGACAUCCGGCAGUCCAAAGUCUGAAGGACCGAGAAGAAUAAACUAUUUCUGAUGCAUGAUGGGAAAGAAUCUGGACAGAAUCAGAUCACUGUAAUGUCAAAAGUUACUAACGGAACUCCCCACACAGACGGCUUCUACUGAACGAAUUCCACCUCAACCUCACGCAUAUAUUCCAGAUUAUUCCAGAUUAUCUUCUGCUGAAUGAUUCCUCUCUAGUGCCACGCCCGGUCAGAAAUCAGAAGUCGCUUCGCUGCUCCACUUUGCAUUACUGCUGCCGCCGUGGUGAUUCAUAACGACUCGGGGAAUCUGAUUGUGUAUUUUAUAAUUACGAGGGUUAUGAUCGUGUAUUUCAUGUUCUUUCUGUUCUAGGAUUGAGAUGUUACACAGAUUCACGUUCUGGCUGAACAGGGUCAGAGGGUUUUUGGGGUUUUUUUUUAGUAGGGACCAAAAGUCUGAAUCCACCAUCAUAAAUCACGUUUUUUAUCCCAGUAUUUGUUUGUUUUUUACUCUACAUUGUCCAGAACGUUCUUUGCUCUACGAUUGUUGGUACCUGACGCUGCUGCUGAUGUGAAUCCACUAUUAGACAAAAUGCAGACAAAAAUAUUAAAAUAAAAACGCACAAUGCAGCAUGCUUGUCACCUUUACUUCUUGCAAUCAAUAUGAUUGGUAUAAUGCGAUCAAUUGGAUUUUGCAGCAUUUCACUUUAUGAGCACUAUUAUUUUCACACUAGCUAUCAAACUGCACUGAUUGGUGUGUUUUUAUCGGUUGCAUCUUCACACCAGCCAGCAGUGGAUUCAUUCAAAUGACGACGCUACUCCAUACGAAUUAUUAGUACCUGGAAGUCCGGCCUUCCUUCACUCUGAUGUCUGGUGGCGUCGUUGAACUUUAGGGUCGAGCCUUUGUGAACUACUAUUACAUAACUACUACUGCAGGGAUCCAGGGUUCAAAUCCCCAGCAUCACUAUCAGCUGGUUGGGCAUCCUGUUCAGGGUGUGUUACUGCACUGCGCCCUCUGAUUCCAGGGAAACUGGACUCACCACAACCCUGACCAGGAUCAAACCAUGGUACAACAAUGGUGGUAGACUCAGACCUUUGUGUUACUGUCUUCUAGUGACUGAAUCUUGUACAUUUAAAGAAAAGCACAACGAAAUUCUGGAGUGUGUAUGAAGUGUGUGUAUGAAUGCGUGUGUGUACAAUAUAUAGCCAAAGGUACGUGGACACCCUUCCUAAUUAUUGACUACUGAAGGCACACAAAGCAAGGCACAUUAUAAACCCUGUGACGAGCCUUUCCAGAAGAGUGGAGGCUGUUAUCGCUGCACAGGAUAGGGACCUUAGUAAGGGCUGUCCAACAAACGAUAUUUGUGUUCAGUUGUGUGUGUGUGUGUGGGGGGGCUGUGCAUGUUUAACCAGCAUCUACCAUUUAACUGUGCUGUACACUAUAAAAUCAAAUUAUUUUCGAAAAUAAAGGAAUAAAUGAUAAAAUAA
Messenger RNA from Trichomycterus rosablanca, 3249 nucleotides. RefSeq names its product GRB2 associated binding protein 3 (gene gab3). Gene Ontology annotation, cellular component: cytoplasm. The record is from RefSeq and is a predicted model, not a curated record. Lineage: Eukaryota; Metazoa; Chordata; Actinopteri; Siluriformes; Trichomycteridae. Bases 191 to 1789 code for a protein of 532 amino acids. The transcript has 10 exons. Gene Ontology annotation, biological process: signal transduction. Gene Ontology annotation, molecular function: signaling adaptor activity.